AUGGAAGACGACGCUGGAAAUGGAGACUCUCGGAAACGCAUGAAGCUAUCGGACGAAGAGGAGAAAGGAGAUACGAGAGAUGGAAUGAGCCUUGAUACAGUUGAUAAUGAAGAAACUGAGACCACAAAACUUGUUGCUUCUGAUGAGAUGGAGCUUAACAUUGCUCAGAUUCUCGAUAAGAUUGAGAGCUUCACUCAGACUGUGUCUAACAUGCUGGAAUCAGGGAAGACAAUGUUCAAGGACCUCAGUAACGAAUUGGAAGAACGUUUGAUCAUGAUACACAAGGAACGUGUUGAGAAAUGGCAGGAGGAGAUCAGGGAGUUGCGCUUGCUUGAUUCGUCAAACGAGGAGACUGCUUCCCUCUUACACAACGCUCGAUUCCUGAUUCAGAAUCCAAGCAUUGAGCCUUGA
Molecule: messenger RNA, 411 nt
Organism: Microthlaspi erraticum
Lineage: Eukaryota; Viridiplantae; Streptophyta; Magnoliopsida; Brassicales; Brassicaceae
Source: the annotation of a GenBank genome assembly